AUGUUAUUUAAAAUUGAUUGCAUAAAUAUAAAACAAAGUAAAAAGCUAACUUUGACAAACGAAGCACAAUAUCCUAUUUUGAUUAGAAUUAUAGAAAAUAAUUCUUACAAUGCUAUUCCUUCGUUUUCAUUAUUGAAAUCAAAAGAGAAAAAGAAUUUUUAGAUACUGCAUAAAUUGAAUUCUAAACCUGAAAGCCUUAUGAUAAUUGAAGCCAUAGAAUUUGAUGAAACCAAACUUGAUACUUUCGUAAUUUGAUUAUAUUCUAAUUGUAAGUCUGUUCCACCGUUCUGGAACGAAAGAAUUAAAGGUUCCUUAGAGACAUAAUCUCAAACUCUGGAAUUCCAUCCAAAUACCUCCGAGUCUAAUUCUUUAGUUUCCUAUGGCAGGUCUCCAACUAUGAAUCAAAUCUUUUAAGAUUAAAAUCAGGUCUAAAAUAAUACAAAUGAAAACUCAAUUAAAAUUAAUACCCAGUAGCUUUAAUAAAAUAGCAUUAAUUAAGAUAAUUAAAGUGUUAAAUUCAAUUCUAAUUAAAGAAUCAAUUCUUAACAAUCUAUAUAAGUUAUAGGUUCUACCAAAAUUGCAGAUGAAAACAAAUUUCAGUAAUCCUAUUAAUAAGAUAGAAAACAAUCUAUUACUAGUUUUGAAUCUUAUGGAUAUAUUUCUACCAAUCAAACAUAAUAAUAAACUCUUAAAAUGCCAAAAGAUAUGAAUAAUUUCUUAGAUUAAAUUGAUUCUUAAAAUAGUCCAUUUUAACUUCAAACUCCCUCUUAAUUAUAGUCAUAAACUCAUUCACAAAAUAACAUUCCUGAUAAUGCUCAAUAAGACUUAAGCAUCAGUGAAACUACUUCUAUUUAAAGACUUGAUAAUAGAAAAUUAUCUUUCCUACAAUAGAGCAGAUAAUAAUUUAAUGAAAAACCUAAGUUAAGAGUUUCAUAAACUUUUAUCAAUUAUCCAAAAUCUUCUAUUCAAUUUCAAUCAAAUUUAAGUAAAAAUAAAGAACUUGAGGUUUAGUUAUUAAAAUAAAUUGUAAAUAUCUUAUUAUUAUUUAGUCUGAAUUAGAACAAAAUAAAGAAGCAUUGUAAUAAGAACUGAAAAAAUUAGAGUUUAAAUUUAUGUUUAAUUCUAAACAAACAAAUUCUUUUAACCAAAAACACUUCUUUAUAUGGCAUAUACUUUUAAUAAGUGUUUUAUGUCUUAUAAUAGGAAGUUUUAUGAAAAAAAUUAUCCCAUAAUUUUGA
Paramecium sonneborni is the source of this 1238-nucleotide messenger RNA. Lineage: Eukaryota; Ciliophora; Oligohymenophorea; Peniculida; Parameciidae. The record is from the annotation of a GenBank genome assembly.